CGUGCACAACCGCUGCGCGUGAGGUGACGAGUCGCAUGCGCGGGACGUUGAGUAUGAGUACAGAUGCGACGGGAGGGUGUGGCGAGAGCGAAGCGUGUGGAGGAGUGAGGCAGCCACAGACGAUGAGGCGGUGCAGAGCAGGCGGGCCGAGCGGGCGAGGGGGCGCGGCAAAACGUUCAGUAGCCAGAAGCCCGAGGCACGCUCCUGGCGGCGAGCCGAGGACCUGUCGGGUCCGGCGUCGCUGGACGACUGGCGCGGCACAGCCGGCCUCAUCUCGAAGGCGAACGCCUUCAUGUCCUUGGUCUUGCGGAACGAGAGCACGGCAGGGUCGCAGAGCGCUGCGCUGCGGCGUGGUCUCGGUGAGGUGCAGCGCGCGCUGCGGCCUCGGCGCAGAGUGUAAGCGAGGACUGGAGGCGGUCACCAAGCCUGAGCGUGAGCAGGCUAGCGCAGCAGGAUGGAAGCGGUCGCGAAGUGCUGGCAGUAUGGUGAAGAGCGCCCAGCCCUGACGGCAUGCCGCGGUGGGCGAUGCACCUGUGCGUCGUGAGCGGCGAGUGGGCGAAUGACGUGGCU
Molecule: messenger RNA, 570 nt
Organism: Tilletiopsis washingtonensis
Lineage: Eukaryota; Fungi; Basidiomycota; Exobasidiomycetes; Entylomatales
Exons: 1
Coding region: 36-506 (156 amino acids)
Source: RefSeq, a predicted model, not a curated record